CCCCUCCCCAGCCGUACGACCCCGCCCCCUUCCUCUCUGUCUAUAACGAUGUCUGCCCCUCAGCCCGUCCCCCCGUCCUGGAAGGACAUCGGCAAGUCGUCCAACGACCUGCUGGGCAAGGACUUCCCGAUCCACGGCACGCAGGUCGAGGUGAAGACGUCGACGCCGUCGAACGUCGCGUUCAAGGUCGGCGGCUUCCGCGACUCCAAGUCCACCGCGAUCACGGGCGACCUCGAGGCCAAGUACACCGACCGCAAGCACGGGCUCGUCUUCACGCAGACGUGGACGACGAGCAACGUCCUGCGCUCGCAGGUCGAGCUCGAGAACCAGAUCGCCAAGGGCCUCAAGCUCGAUCUCAGCACCGCGCUCAUCCCCGACAAGGGCCAGAAGAGCGCUAUUGUGAACCUGACCUACAAGCAGCCCGGCCUGCACACCCGCGCGUUCUUGGACCUGUUCAAGGGCCCGACCUUCACCGCUGACACCGUCCUCGGCCGCGACGGCUUCCUCGUCGGUGGCGAGGCGUCGUACAACGUCACCGAGGGCAAGGUCACGCGCUACGCGACCGCGAUCGGGUUCUCCGCGCCCGAGUACGCCGUCGCGCUGCACGGGCUCGGCAACCUCUCCAUCUUCCACGCGAGCUAUUACCACAAGGUCUCGCCCGACGUCGAGGCGGGCGCCAAGGCGAUCUACGACACGAACGCGACCACGUCCGGCGUCGCGCUCGAGGUCGGUACGAAGGCGUACCUCGACUCGGCGGCGUUCGUGAAGGCGAAGAUCAACAAUGCUGGUAUUCUUGCGCUGGGCUACACCCAGGCUCUCCGCCCUGGUGUCAAGGCGUCCUUCGGUCUUGCUCUCGACACCCAAAAGCUGAACGAGCCCAACCCCAUCGGGCCCGCUCACAAGGUUGGCGCCAGCAUCACGUUCGAGGGGUAAACCGCUUUGUUAUUAGGAUGGUAGGAUACGUCUUGUGGUCUCUGUUAGAGGAUGAAGUACACUACUUGACCUUCUGCGUAUAUUGCCCCCCGCUUACUUGCUUGCACAAUACAAUAUCUUAACGAAACUUGGAACUUGUCCCAUAGCAGCA
Gloeophyllum trabeum ATCC 11539 is the source of this 1084-nucleotide messenger RNA. RefSeq lists its product as uncharacterized. The coding region runs from base 49 to 933 and encodes 294 amino acids. The record is from RefSeq and is a predicted model, not a curated record. Lineage: Eukaryota; Fungi; Basidiomycota; Agaricomycetes; Gloeophyllales; Gloeophyllaceae. The transcript has 5 exons. Gene Ontology annotation, biological process: monoatomic anion transmembrane transport. Gene Ontology annotation, cellular component: mitochondrial outer membrane. Gene Ontology annotation, molecular function: voltage-gated monoatomic anion channel activity.